Messenger RNA from Darwinula stevensoni, 831 nucleotides. Lineage: Eukaryota; Metazoa; Arthropoda; Ostracoda; Podocopida; Darwinulidae. The record is from the annotation of a GenBank genome assembly.
AUGCUGCCCGGGGGUCAGCGCGGCCUGGUUCUCGUCGUGGCAGUGGAGCGGCGGCGGGCGGGGAUGCCGAGCGAGAGCGUGUCUGGCGUUCCCCCCCCCACCGCGAGGAGGAGGCGGUUCUCGGGUCGGUGGCUUAUCUGUGUUAUCUGGGCUUGUCCUGGGGCGGGGAGGGAGGGAUUCGGUGACGUGAUGGAAGGGGAAGUGGUCUGUAGAAAGUGUCCGAGGGAAGUUUAGUCCGACCCUCGGCGAUGGGCCGCGCUUCGAAUAUGCAGGAAUCUCCGACAGGCGAAAGAGCAGGAGAUCGUCUCGCCCGGUUUCCCCCCAGGCGAGACGAGUCCGGGGUCGGGUCGGCGUCGCGUGUGGCUCGCCCCGCUGGCCCAUAAGUGCUUGGUGAGGCGCUUGUUCGUUGUCGCCGGCGGCCUCCAAGUCCGAGUGGUCCCAUGUCCACGUGAUUUCCUGUCCAGGUUGAGGCUUCUACCGCAUCGUCGGGAUCGGCUGGUAAGGAGAGGCGAGUUUCCUUGGGUCUCUGCCCCUUUCGUCCGAACUCGCGUCGUCGAAGUGAGUCGUGCUGUUGCUCCCUCUAUAGGCUGCAUCCCGCAGGAGCCCUCGUCUGGUGGAUCUGGCCCUCUCGUCGGCCGGAGCAAGAGGGAAAUGCCAUCGUGGCAGGGUCGCCUCGAGGUAGAAAUCGACCUGAUCUCCGCUGCACGAAAGCUCCUCCAGGCCGCUCGAAAGCUGAAGUCUUUCUUCGGGGACGAUGUCGAAUGGUCCUUCCUCUCCUUCCUCCCGUUCGCGGUUGCUCUCUAUGGGAAGGGUUCCUCGGUUGGCGGGUGA